CCCUGCAGAAUCGUGAGAAGGGGGGGGGGAUCCACACGAUGGAAUAUUGGAGUGUGGCUGAACCGAAGUACCACGCCACAACUUCUUUCAAUCCUUCAGGACACGGCAGUUAAGAAUUGGAUGAUGAAGUUGUAAUAAAAAUAGACACCAAAGUGAUCAUUCCUGGAGAAGAGAAAUGUGAUAUUUCAUCGUCCUGCAGAAAAUGUGCAAGCAAAUCUGCAAAGUAUGCAAUGGCAUAUGCACAUGCCAUUACUGCAAAGGGGCCGAAACUGUUCGAAUCCACAGUAAAGCCAACGCAAAUUACAACGUUGCAGUGCGAGGCACAGUCGGCCACGGCACUUGUAUCGUGAUGGCAGAUGACACAGACUCGAGUCAGCUGUGGCUGAAGGAUGACAAGAUGGCAUGGACCUUUGACAAGAAGGGUGGAUUUUCCAUAGUACACAAGGAUACGAUGAAAGCCAUUCGAGUUGCCCCGGAGGAAGGGAAACAAGUGCUUCUGGCAGACUACGACCCACGCAAGCUCGAUGAGAGCUUGAUCUGGUAUCAGUCCUCCAAUAGAGGCAGAAACUACCACACCAUCUAUAACGGCACCUCGGAGACCGUGUUGCAUGCACUUCGUUGCACGCAGUGUGAAUUAAUGCAGCCAUGCACCGAGGGCAAUGCGCAUAUGAAAGAAAACACACUAGUUGUGGUCAUGAAGGACCGAACGAAGAAAGAUGACCCUGCAACUGUUGCAAUGAACCAACUCUGGAAGCUCACUCCGUCUAAAUGUCGCUUCUAGCAAUAGAAUCACUUCAGGGUCAAGGUUGACCGACCUUACUCCUUCAACUUGUUCAGACCAUCAACACCAUUUUAUCACAACCCAGCUUUUCCUGCAAUUUGAACAAUUUGAGGCAUAGUUGCGGAUGGGUGAAUUAGUUCCAUCUUCCACGACUGUAGAUUCCUCGUGAUGUGAAACUCCUGAAGUGGGUAACUACAAUCCUGGUCCAACUGAUGAGUGACGAACAAUUAUUCUACUAUCUGAAUUGCAUUUUCCUAUCUGAGGAAUCGGCAGGUUUGAGAUCAAGUAAAGUUAACUCAAGAGUUUUACUUGUGUCCCGAACAUCUGCAUAGAAUGCCACAUUUUGUAUUAAUUAAGUGGAAUGAUUUAAUACAAGUAAUAUUUCAAGCUUUGGAUAAUUGAUUUAGUUUUGAUUUCAAUGUUUUAUUUACAUGGUUAUUAAGUGAAUUUGACAAAAUCAAGUAGUAGGUAUACAUCUAGUGAUAAUUAAAUCCAAUUUAAUGAAAAAAUUGAUAUUUUAAAGUUGAGUGUCAUAAUAGGUGUAUGAUUUUAGCCAAUUAUUAGAAAGCUCUAUUAGUGGCUUUUUUCUACUCCUAUAAUUGAAUGUAGUUAAUUAAAACCAAAUAUUAGUGAUUUAAAAAUGUGGCAUA
Physcomitrium patens is the source of this 1431-nucleotide messenger RNA. RefSeq names its product ricin B-like lectin EULS3. The record is from RefSeq and is a predicted model, not a curated record. NCBI's taxonomy places the organism in Eukaryota, Viridiplantae, Streptophyta, Bryopsida, Funariales, Funariaceae.